Ananas comosus (pineapple) is the source of this 616-nucleotide messenger RNA. Its product is annotated as protein transport protein Sec61 subunit gamma-like. The record is from RefSeq and is a predicted model, not a curated record. The coding region runs from base 109 to 318 and encodes 69 amino acids. Lineage: Eukaryota; Viridiplantae; Streptophyta; Magnoliopsida; Poales; Bromeliaceae. Gene Ontology annotation, molecular function: transmembrane protein transporter activity. Gene Ontology annotation, biological process: post-translational protein targeting to membrane, translocation; protein targeting. The transcript is spliced from 3 exons. Gene Ontology annotation, cellular component: membrane; Ssh1 translocon complex.
ACGGUAGAAAAAUUCUCCUUUCUCCCGAUCCGUCUCCACCUCAUUUCUUUCUCUCUCUCCAACCUCAAAUCUAGGGUUUCUGCGCUCUCUCUCGAUCGAUCGAUCGACAUGGACGCCGUUGAUUCCGUCGUGGAUCCGUUGAGGGAGUUCGCCAAGGACAGCUUCCGCCUCGUCAAGCGAUGCCACAAACCCGAUCGCAAAGAGUUCACGAAGGUCGCGAUUCGCACCGCGAUCGGGUUCGUGGUGAUGGGAUUCGUAGGGUUCUUCGUGAAGCUGAUCUUUAUCCCGAUCAACAACAUCAUCGUUGGAUCUGGUUGAGAGUUUCUGAGGAACAAGGAUGGGGUCUUUAGAUAAAAUCAGAAUCAACUUAUGUUGCUUUGGCAUUUAGGGAGUUUGAAUUCUUAUGUACAAGAAGACAUUUAAUUCGAUUUUUUUGGAUUGCUUGCUUUAUAUUUUGUUAGAAAAUCUGCGAUGGAUUAUCUUAUUCGGUUUUUUUUUCUAUUUUUUUCUUUUAUCCUUCGUCAUCUUCUCUGGACUCACUUGUGGGAGCCUCCCAAACACGUAUUUAUAUUUAUUUAUAUUAAUCUGAAGCCAAAGACGCGAGCUUUAAAUUUAA